Phycodurus eques (leafy seadragon) is the source of this 1549-nucleotide messenger RNA. RefSeq lists its product as uncharacterized. NCBI's taxonomy places the organism in Eukaryota, Metazoa, Chordata, Actinopteri, Syngnathiformes, Syngnathidae. The record is from RefSeq and is a predicted model, not a curated record. The transcript is spliced from 3 exons. Bases 1 to 744 code for a protein of 247 amino acids.
AUGUGGCGCGUGCGGCAGGACGGGGAGGAAUGCCUCGACCACGCCCCCUCGCCAGGGCUCGCCCAAUCAGACCACGCGCCGUCGGCGGGUGGGCACGAGCGGCGGAAGGCAGUCGCGGGUGCCCGGCGGUGCCGAGCGGCCACAGGCUGGGAGCGCUUUCGGGGCUGCGUGACCGCCAGAUGGGAAGUCCUGUGCUCGCCCGUCCAAGUGUCCCCGAAAACAGCCGAUCGGCAAAGCGGACUUCGUCGUGCCCGUCGAGAUCGAGGGGAUCGCGCGCCAGGUAAACGGCGUGAGCGCGCUGAUGUGUUUGCAGCACGCGGAAGCGCGAGGGCUGCGGAGACCUCUACUGGCCGGACGCUCAACGAGGAAUCACGGCAGCGAGCAGGAAAACGGCUCGUUUCGUCCCGCGUGACGGCCGACGCGGUGACUGCGGGAGAGGGACCGAAGUGCCCGCUGCGUUUCGACCGCCGGGAUGGCGGGGGGGGGGGGUUCGAGUGCCGGCGAGGCGUCCGUGUGGGCCUCUGCCCGGUUCAAGUAAUCCAGGAUAGGCUGGUUAACACUGGCACGGCCUAUUCUCGGUUACUUGUUUCAGGAAGCGGCCAUCAGCGGCUAAUGCGGAGGCCGGGAUCCAUCCUCACUUGGGGUGCCGCUCAGCUGGACUGGACUGGUUGCCAGCCAAUCACAGGGCACAGGGCACAGAGACUGGAGGUUCGGGCUGUCACUAUCAAAUCUUUUUACAAUUGAUUAUUCUAUAGAUAGUUCUUUGACUAACCAAGUUUAAAAAAAAAAAAAAAAAAUGGUUGUUGUUUUUGAGGUCUUUUUUUUUAACUAAAAAUCAGGUCAUCACUCCCAAAAGGAAGGUUUUUAUUCUUAAGGGAGGAAAAAAAAAUCCACACCUCCACGGCCUUGUGCGAAAAAGUCUCGGACUCCACCAUAAGGAGGAGAUUGGGCAAAAAUGUUCCAAGACGAAAACCAGCGGCAUCAAUUUAGCCGGAAGAUAUCUUGAUGAUCCCCGAGACUUUUGGGAAAAUACUCUGCGGUCUGACGAGACCAAAGUCGACCUUUUUGGAAGGUGUGUGUCUCUGGCGUAAAAGUAACGGCGCAUUUCAUCAUAGCAACAGUAAAAUACGGCGGCGGCGGCAGUGUGAUGUUUUUAUGUGUCGCCAAACGGAACCGCGAAUUCUGCAGUCUACCCAAAAAUCCUGAAGGAGAAUGUCCGGCCAUCCGUCGGUGACCUCGAGCUGGAACGAACUCGGGUUCCGCAGUACGACAAUGAUCCAUAACGCACCGGCAAGUCCCCCUCUGAAUGGCUAAAGGCAAAAGUGCUGAUCUGCGUCCUAUUGCGCUGCCGUGGCGUUGCAAGCUUGAGAAACUUGACAACAAUUCUGCAAAGGUGAGCGGCCCAAAAUUUCUCCACAGCGCCGGAAGAGACUCAUCGCAAGUUAUGGCAAACGCUUGAUUUCUCAGGGUGGGCCAUCGCUUUUUCACACUGGGCCAGAUAACUUUGGAUUUUUUUUCUCCCGUAAUAAUAAAAACUGUUUCAAAACUA